Eruca vesicaria subsp. sativa (arugula) is the source of this 1240-nucleotide messenger RNA. The record is from the annotation of a GenBank genome assembly. NCBI's taxonomy places the organism in Eukaryota, Viridiplantae, Streptophyta, Magnoliopsida, Brassicales, Brassicaceae.
CACAUAAACAGUAAACAACACAAAACUCCAAGAGAAAAACAAAGAUGGCUUCAACAUCAACACUUCUAAUGAAAACAAUUUUCCUCGUACUCCUUUUUGUCUCUUUCGCAAUCUCUCCGGCAAUUUCAACAGCGCCGGAAGAGUGCGGAAGCGAGUCAGCUAACCCGUGCGUCAACAAAGCUAAAGCUUUGCCUCUCAAAAUCAUAGCCAUUGCCACAAUCCUAGUAGCAAGCAUGAUUGGUGUUGGAGCUCCUCUCUUUAGCCGGAACGUGCCAUUCCUUCAACCUGAUGGGAACAUUUUCACUAUUGUUAAAUGUUUCGCCUCAGGGAUUAUUCUAGGAACCGGUUUCAUGCACGUUUUGCCUGAUUCUUUUGAGAUGUUAUCAUCACCGUGUCUUAAAGAUAACCCUUGGCACAAGUUUCCAUUCUCCGGGUUUCUCGCUAUGUUAUCCGGUCUAAUCACUUUAGUCAUUGAUUCCAUGGCUACAAGCAUCUAUACUAGCAAGAACUCAGUUGGUAUCGUACCACAUGGGCAUGGUCACGGCCCUGGAAAUGGUGUUGCGUUACCAACAAAAGAUGACGAUUCAGGGAGUGCACAACUCUUGCGAUAUCGAGUCAUUGCUAUGGUAUUGGAACUCGGAAUCAUAGUUCACUCUGUGGUCAUUGGACUAUCUCUAGGAGCAACAAGUGACACUUGCGCCAUUAAAGGACUCAUCGCAGCUCUUUGCUUCCAUCAAAUGUUCGAAGGCAUGGGUCUUGGUGGUUGCAUUCUCCAGGCCGAGUAUACGAACAUGAAGAAAUUUCUCAUGGCGUUCUUUUUUGCGAUAACAACUCCAUUCGGAAUAGCGUUAGGGAUCGCUCUUUCGACAAUUUACAGAGACAAUAGCCCCAGUGCAUUGAUCACUGUUGGAUUGCUCAAUGCAUGCUCUGCGGGAUUGCUCAUUUACAUGGCGCUUGUGGACCUUCUAGCUGCCGAGUUCAUGGGACCAAAGCUUCAAGGUAGCGUCAAAAUGCAAAUCAAGUGUUUCAUUGCAGCUCUUUUAGGGUGUGGUGGCAUGUCGAUCAUCGCCAAAUGGGCUUAACUAGUCCCCUGGAUAGUACUGCGGAACUAAAGUCAUGUGGCUUUUGUUGUCGAACUAAAAACCGUUUUCGGUUGAAGUCUCGAUUCUUUGUCGUUUUUUUUUCUUUACAAGAUAAUUGUCUAUCAUAUUUAAUAUCUUUGAUAUAAAUGUAUUGUGAU